AUGGCCACCCCAAAAAGGGAUUUCCUUCAAGGGAUGGAUCUCGAUCUUUUUAUCGUGAACCACCUGGAUAGGCUGCGGCGGAUGCGCAAUAUUAAAGCCAAUCUGCAAAAGAGAUCUAGGGCAGACUACUCUAUAGACUAUGUUAAAAGGCAACUCGAGAUUCUCGAGAGAGAGUGGGAUGAGGCCCAGACCCGACAUGCACGAUUACUUGCAUCGGUAUCCUUGGAGGAGCGGAAGAACGAAGAAUACUUCAAUUCCGAAUUCAUGGAUGACUUUGAACGAAUAUACCACGAGACUAACGGGUAUAUUUAUGGACAGCUGAGGAUCCUGGAGAAAAUGGAACAACAGGAGGAAAGAGCAGCGUCAAACAGCUCUGCUUACUCUUCUGCUGAUAACCAAGCCUCCGUUCGGUUACCGAGACUGGACCUCCCGCAUUUUAGCGGUAAUCAUCCUGAAUGGCCAUCCUGCAGUGAUCUCUCAGCGGUCAUUAACAAUCGCACAUUAUCGGAUGCCCAACGGUUGCAGUAUUUGAAGGCUGCAUUGGAAGGCGACGCUUUACGUACCGUCUCCCCGUUGGAAUUGACGAACGAGAAUUUCUCGCUCGCCUGGGGAACGCUAGAGCAGCGUUACAAUAUCCCGAGACUGAUUCAGUCUUCGUGGUUUGAAAAGGUGUUAAACCUCAAACCCAUUAAGCACGAUAAUGUGGGAAGUAUCACGCAAGUAACCGUGGGCUUGCAACAAGCCUUAAAUGCACUUCCAAAACUGGGCGUUUCGGUUACUGAUUGGGGCCCACUCAUGGUUUAUUAUGUGUCCAGCCAGUUCGACAAAGAAUUGAUGCUGGAGUGGGAACAGACUUUCGACGAUGCUCGAAGGUUCCCCGAAUUCCGACAGAUGAUGAGCUUCCUACAGAAAAAAGUCAGUGCAAUUCUUGCCAGACCGGCUUCCUCGAAAUACGAGAAUAGGAAAGUCAGAUCCCAUGCAACAGCAGUUGAUACAGGGGCACAGGAAUCAUCAUUAAAAUGCUCUUUAUGCAUGAUGCAGCACCGAUUAUCGGACUGCAAGGAAUUCAUGCAACGUGAUACGAAAAGGCGAUAUUAUUGGGUAAAGGCAACUUACGGUUGUCUACGAUGCCUGUCUGCGGAUCAUACGCAAAACUCCUGCACGAGCAAGGAAAGGUGUGACUCGUGUGGCGAGCCACAUCAUACGCUCUUGCAUUUUGAGAGCAAGACGCAGGCAGCAUCAGGCGGACGAAACCCGCGUCGUCGCGAUACACGACGAG
This is a messenger RNA of Ceratina calcarata, 1279 nucleotides long. RefSeq lists its product as uncharacterized. Lineage: Eukaryota; Metazoa; Arthropoda; Insecta; Hymenoptera; Apidae. The record is from RefSeq and is a predicted model, not a curated record. The annotation marks the transcript as partial. The transcript has a single exon.